UUUACUUGCACCUAGAUGAAAAAUAAAUCUUGCAUCUAUAAUUAAAACUGAACAGCAUUGAGUCCCAUAAUCAGCAACAAAACGAAAAUCUGGUCUCCUAAUGAAGUGAGUGGUACCCCAUCUGAGGAUGUGAUGUAGUCGGUAGAUGUUGCUGUUGAGACAAUGUAAUACACAGCAUCACAGAGGUAUUGCGCACGCCUCUGACAGGCAUUGGGUGUGUAUGUGUGUGCCUGCCUCCGUGCCUCGACCCACAGCCCAUAGCCUGAAUAACAUUAGGAGGAAAAUGGACGGAGUGGGUUCAUUUGGCGCUGGAAGAGCCGGGGCUGCAUUCGACCCUAUUGCCUUCAUUCAACAGCCGCAGACCAUCCUCAGAAUAUUAUCAUGGAUCUUCUCAAUGGUGGUGUUUGGAUCCAUAAUAAAUGAAGGCUAUGUCAACCAUGGCAGUGAGAGGCUCUAUUGUGUUUUCAACAAAAACAACAAUGCUUGCAACUAUGGGACCGCCAUUGGGCUUAUUGCCUUUAUAGCCAGUAUUUUUUUCCUUAUCCUUGACAUGAAGUUCCAGCAAAUCAGCAGCAUUAAAGACAGGAAGAAGGCAGUAAUGCUGGACAUUGGAUUUUCAGGUUUCUGGGCAUUUUUAUGGUUUGUCGGUUUCUGUUUUUUGGCCAACCAAUGGCAGCGCACCACUCCAGAUGAGCUUCCUUUAAACCAGGGAGCGGAUGCUGCCAGGGCUGCUAUUACCUUCUCCUUCUUCUCCAUCUUUACUUGGGCUGGCUUGACUGUAAGAGCAGUGCAGAAGUACAUGCUAGGAACCGACAUGUCCCUCUUCACCACAGAACACACGAUUGACGGCAUUCCACCCGUCCAACCCUACCCCACCGUCCCAGUCACCGAACCCACCGAUACAUAUCAGAGCCCACCCUUCACUGAAAACCUGGAAACCUCCAACGCCGCCCCAACCUACCAGGUGCCAAUUUACUAGAGGGGUGACGGCUCCACGUGCAAUGUCUGAAUCAGUGUGGAUGGUUGGCACUGGUCAAACUGAAGUGGUGUGACAAUGUUCAUAGGUAGUACUGUUCUGUGAACUUCUGUACAAGAAUAUGUUGAUUGUGAUUUUACUUUUGUUUGGAAUAUUACAUGUUAAUUUACCAGUUGGAUUAAAACUGAUGGAGGGGUAUCUGUUUCAAUGUUAUAUAGGUACACAGUAUGUUUGCAUGUUAUAUUUAGAGAGCUAUGAAGUGCCAUGCAACACAAAUAGUAACUUGUUUAUUCAGUUUCCAUAAGACUGAAUAUAAAGUGCGAUAUAUGAUGCAUGGAAUCAAUCAACUAAAGGAAGUUCUGUUUGUAAGGAUCUUUAACUAAAAGCUGCCAAAAUUGACUUAAGUGAGGUGUCUUCCUAUAGAGGGUUGAGUUCUGCUGUAGAUAAGCAUCUUAUAUAUCAAAGGGUAUCUCGGUGUAUAAAAAGAUAAACAUCAGUGUUUUGAUUUUGUAAUGGCACUAAGUGUGUUUUGUCUAGGCGUCAUGACAGUACAAAUCCAGAUUAACUUGGGUGGAUUUCUGUAGCUUAGGAUGUGUGAGUGUAUCAAACUAUUAAGGAUAAAUGUAUAUCACAGAGUUUUAUGUUGUUUUGAAAGUCAUUCGUUAUGUGACAUAAUAAAUUUGAUAAACACCAAAAUAUAUCUACUUAAUGAUAUGAUCAGCAUUUAAAAGAAAUCUUUUAUUAAUAUACAAACUUUGACAAUACAACACUUGGUACAUUUUUAAAAUUAAGUAUAAUUUAAAAUAAAUGCCACUGGUCUGCAAAACGACGUGUUCGGGACUAUGAAACCCUUCAACCAGUUGUCCGUCGUUUAAAAAAAAAGCUGUAUGUUGACCAUCGGUGCUUCAUCUGAUAUGUGGUAGAAUUUUGGUAAUGUUUCUGUGUUCAGAGAUAUACACAAAAUACUAGUGAUUGUACUUCAAUAUGUGUAAAUGGAGUAUGUCUGUUGAAGUGGUCAGGGUCUGUGUGUUUCCUGUACUUUACACUGCACUCCUCCUAAAAUUCCUCAUGGACCAAUUUUACUUAAUGUUUCAGAAAAUUUGAGGUAUGUUUUGCUGGUUCAAAAUUUGCACUACGAAAGUAGUAUUAUAGAUGAGGAGCAAUUGUAAAGUUAUUAAAGAUCAGUUAAAUGGCUUAUUUAAUGCUAAGGGGUGAAAUGCCCUAAAGUGGGACACCUAUGCUGAGGUACAUGAAUUGUGCAAGUAAACUACGGCAUCAAAAAAAAAAAAAAUCACAUGACCUCUCAAUGUUCAGUCAUAUAUGAAGGUGGAGCAAUCGUCGAAUAGGAAACGCAUUUUACUCUGAACUUAGGGCAAUUUUUAUGCCCCGUUGAAGGUCAAAGUGCAAAGUUUGCAGCAGUAAAAAUGCGUCAGAGACCUUGUCCAUGAUUCUUUUGAAACUUACAUAAUUUACUGUAUCUGCAGGCAAUAUAACCCAUCUUGUCAAUGAUUUAUUGUUGUCAAUCAAACCGUCUUCAGACUGCUGUUGUCAGACAUUAUGAAAAUAAAGAGACAUGUUUUUCAUGAGUGGA
Paramisgurnus dabryanus is the source of this 2567-nucleotide messenger RNA. It is a transcript of the gene syngr3a, whose product is annotated as synaptogyrin 3a. The record is from RefSeq and is a predicted model, not a curated record. Lineage: Eukaryota; Metazoa; Chordata; Actinopteri; Cypriniformes; Cobitidae. Gene Ontology annotation, cellular component: neuromuscular junction; synaptic vesicle membrane.